AUGGCCCUUGAGCUCCUCGUGCCAACAGUUGCCGCUGUCCCAGUAGCCUUGCCUGGCUGCCCGGAGGCCUGCGGCUCCGUCACCGUCCCCUACCCUUUCGGCUUCCGGCCAGGAUGUUUCCACAAGGGCUUCAACCUCACCUGCGACGAGACGCGCCAUCCGCCCAAGCUGUUCCUAAGCGACGACGUGGAAGUGGACGCCAUCUCACUGGCAAACAGCACGGUGCGUGUCCAGAGCAAGAUGGUCAAGAACAUCAACGGCUCGUGGUCCGCCGGCGUAAAGGAUGGCAGCGUACUCGCGAUGUCACCGGAGCACAACUUCUUCGUGGUAAUCGGCUGCGACCUCAUCGCCUCCCUCAUUGACGGUCCUCAGAAUGCCAGCUACGUCAGCGUAAGCGCCACGCGGUGUGACAAUUCGAGUGCGCCAGAUCUAAGUGAUACCUCGUGCUCGGGCGUCGGCUGCUGCCGGACGACCAUCGCCUGGGGUUUGCCCACGUACGAGGUGCAAGUCAAGGAUUUGGACCAGCAGGUGGAUGAUACCACUCCCACAUAUGGGGGCGCGUUCAUUGUCGACCGCGAGUGGUUCAGCGGGACAAACGUAGGCGCCAUGCAAAAUAGCACUUUCGCUCAUACCAAGGUGACCAAGGUACCCACCGUGUUGCAAUGGUGGCUUGAUCUGGAACGCGACUAUGGCUUGGUCGUCUCGGAUUUCUCUUCUCCAUCUGGUUGGAGAUGCAUCAGCCUCAACAGCUUUGCUUUCAUCGUUGCCGUUAGCGCAGGCAGCGGCGCACCACCCUCAUACCCAGUAAGGUGCAACUGCUCGGAUGGAUACGAAGGCAACCCUUAUAUCCUGCAUGGGUGCCAAGAUAUCGACGAGUGCAAGCAACCAGUUCAUCCAUGCAUGCAUGGGCGCUGCAUUAAUAUGCCAGGGACAUACCGAUGCUCCGCGAUCAUCAGUCUCCCAGGUUUAAUUACGGUAAUUUCAAUUACUGUUGGUCUUGCGUUACUCUCUUCACUUCUGGGUGUUGCCAAAAUCAGCAAUAAACUCAAGCAACGGAGAGCUAAGAAGUUGAGACAUAAGUUCUUCAUGAGAAACCAUGGGUUGCUUCUGCAACAGUCAAUCUCUUCAAGCAAAGAUAUAGCCGAAAGAACAAGAAUUUUUUGUUUGGAAGAGCUGGAGCAAUCAACCAACAACUUUGACCAGAACCGCAUCCUUGGCGGCGGUGGCCAUGGAACAGUGUACAAAGGAAUCUUAUCUGAUCAACAUAUUGUGGCCAUCAAGAAGGCUAAAAUUGUCGUUCAAAGGGAAAUCAACCAGUUUAUCAAUGAGGUUGUGAUACUUUCACAGACAAACCAUAGAAAUGUGGUGAAGCUCUUUGGUUGUUGCCUUGAGACAGAAGUUCCUCUACUUGUUUACGAGUUCAUAUCAAAUGGAACUCUCUCGUUUCAUCUCCAUGGCCAAACUGAGAACCCUUUGUCAUGGAAAGAUAGGUUGAGGAUUGCACUUGAAACUGCAAGGGCCAUUGCAUAUCUACACUCCGCUGCUACAAUAUCAGUUUACCAUAGAGAUAUCAAAAGUGCAAAUAUACUACUUACUGAUACCUUGACAUCAAAACUGUCAGAUUUUGGAGCUUCAAGGUCGAUUGAAUUAGAUGAGACGGGAAUACUUACAGCUGUCCAGGGAACCUAUGGCUACCUUGAUCCUGAAUACUACUAUACUGGUCGGCUCACAGAGAAAAGCGAUGUUUAUAGCUUUGGUGUCAUCCUAGCAGAGUUACUAACAAGGGUGACGCCAGUUUUUUCUUCCCAUUCCUCAGAAGGCACGAGCCUAGCAUCACAUGUUGUAUCACUCAUAAGAGACAAUCGAUUCUUAGAUAUUCUAGAUGGACAAAUUGUUGAGGAAGGAGGGACUGAAGAUGCUGAAGUGGUCUCAAGACUCGUGGAAGCAUGCUUAAGUUUGAAAGGUGAAGAAAGGCCUACAAUGAGGCAGGUGGAGACAAUACUUCAAGAUGUGCAAAGCUCAAAGGCCCAUUACAAUGGCCAGACAAUAAGCGUGAACCAGAGUGCUCUAAAAGGCCAGCCAUGGAACAAAAACAAAGGAGGUGAAGGAACUAGAAUAUACAGUAUGGAGAAUGAGUUCAUCCAAUCAUCGGAAAUUCCAAGAUGA
This is a messenger RNA of Triticum aestivum (bread wheat), 2166 nucleotides long. RefSeq names its product wall-associated receptor kinase-like 8. Gene Ontology annotation, biological process: protein phosphorylation; cell surface receptor signaling pathway. The record is from RefSeq and is a predicted model, not a curated record. Gene Ontology annotation, cellular component: plasma membrane. Lineage: Eukaryota; Viridiplantae; Streptophyta; Magnoliopsida; Poales; Poaceae. The transcript has 3 exons. The coding region runs from base 1 to 2166 and encodes 721 amino acids. Gene Ontology annotation, molecular function: calcium ion binding; ATP binding; protein serine/threonine kinase activity.